Molecule: messenger RNA, 4265 nt
Organism: Sardina pilchardus (European sardine)
Lineage: Eukaryota; Metazoa; Chordata; Actinopteri; Clupeiformes; Clupeidae
Product: rabenosyn-5
Exons: 12
Coding region: 237-2585 (782 amino acids)
Molecular function (GO): metal ion binding
Source: RefSeq, a predicted model, not a curated record
GCUGAGGUGUAACCUUUCACCCGUGGAGGGAGUUCCUUCACAGCUGGGAAUUUAAAGCACUGUGGAAGAAACGUACGAACCGCGUUUAAUUACAAACGGCAUCCGUCCUGAGAUGCAAUGGAGGAGUUUGGGGGUAGGUGGCCCCAAAUGUCAGGUGCGGCAUGAAUGACUGAGGCCCUGUUCUUCUAGCACUUUCAACCCUAGUCUACCCCAUUUGCCUCACGUUGGCUGUGCCCAUGGCAUCCAGUUAUCCUCCUCCAUUGGAGGGUCCUGUGGAGGUAAAGGAGGGCUUCUUGUGUCCGCUAUGCCUGAAGGACCUGCAGUCCUUUUACCAGCUGCAGGACCACUAUGAGGAAGAGCACUCGGGAGAGGAGCGACAUGUACGUGGUCAGAUUAAAAGUCUGGUGCAGAAGGCCAAGAAAGCCAAAGACAAGCUGCUUAAGCGUGAUGGAGAGGAUAGGAAUGAGACCAGCUAUGAAUCGUUUUACUACGGAGGAGUGGACCCAUACAUGUGGGAACCACAGGAGCUGGGAGCUACCAGGAACCAUGUAGACUUUUUCAAAAAACACAGAGCUGAAAGGAUUGACCACUAUGUGGUAGAAGUUAAUAAACGCAUCAUCCGAUUAGAGAAGCUGACAUCUUUUGACAGGACCAAUAUGGAUGCAGGAAAAAUCAGAGCACUUGAGAAAUCUGUGGUGUCUUGGGUAAAUGACUCGGAUGUGCCCUUCUGCCCGGACUGUGGGGGCAAAUUCAACAUCAGGAACCGCCGUCACCAUUGCCGCCUGUGCGGUUCCAUCAUGUGCAGGAAGUGCAUGGAAUUUGUCACCUUGCCAUUAGCCUACAAGCUGACCAGCGGCACUCGUGAGGCCCUGAGUGCCCCAGCGGGCAGCCCUGGGCAGAAGGAGUCGUCUGGCUCUGGGGUCGCAGUGGUCCCGUCCCUCCCCCGGCGCGGCAGCAUCAGCAGCCUGAGUUCGGUCAGCUCCGUGCUGGAGGAGCGGGACGACGACCGCAUUCGCUGCUGCCACCACUGCAUGGACACGCUGCUGAAACGCCAGGAGAAGCUGGAGGAGAAGGACCACGUGCCCGACAUCGUCAAACUCUACGAGAAACUGAGGCUUUGCAUGGACAAGGUGGAUGAGAAGGCUCCAGAAUACAUCCGCAUGGCCGAGUCCUUAAAUGCAGGAGAGACGACCUAUAACCUGGACACAGCAGGGGGCCUCAGGAUGGAGGUGCAGAAGUACUACGAGCUCAUUGACGCUCUCAGUAAGAGGAUUAUGACACUUGGAGUAAAGGAGGAACCUCAGCCUCACCCCAAGACUCUUCAGCUACAGAGGAUGGUGCGCUACAGUGCCACGCUGUUUGUUCAGGAGAAGCUUCUGGGUCUCAUGUCUCUACCCACUAAGGAUAAGUAUGAAGAGCUGAAAGAAAAGCGAAGGGAGGAGCAGGAAAGGAGACUGCAGCAGGAGAGACAGGCUGCCCUUGAGAAUCAGAAGCGUCGGUCGGAGCUGGACAGGACUCGCUCAGCGGCCAACACCAACGGAGAGGCGCCCGCCUCCGCGCGCCCUCCCCGCAUGACCAAGGCGGGCGGCUGGCUGCCCUCGUCGGACGCGCUCCACACGCGGCAGCUGGACGACCCGCUGCUGCAGCAGAUCGACAACAUCCAGAGCUUCCUGCGGCAGGCGCGGGCGGCUGGCCGCGCUGACGAGGCCGCCGUGCUGGAGGAGAACCUGCGGCAGCUGCAGGACGAGUACGACCUCCAGCAGACCAGCCGCGCCAUCGAGCUCUCCAAGAGGCUGGCCGAGGAGGAGAGCCUGCAGCAGGACCAGCUGGAGCGCCUGGAGUGGAAGGAGCGAGCGCAGGGGGUGUGGAGGGACACAGGGGGCUACGGAGAGGAGCAGACCACAGCAGAGGAGGAGGAGGAGGAGCAGGGGGAGGAGAAGGAGAAAGAGAAGGAGGAGGAAGAGAAAGAGGAGGAUGAGGAGGACAAGCGCUACGCCCUGGCCAGACUAAGCGCUUCGCCGCCCAGAGCAACGACCAUCAAGAGCUUCCCGCCGCUGGGCGAGUCUCCUCCGACCACGUCCGACCAGCCCCCGUCACUCAACCCCUUCGACGAGGAAGACUCCACCCCGGUGGAAGAGGACGACUCCAACCCCUUCGCCGAGGACAUCCAGAGGGAACAGAAGGCGGCCACGGCCAACGGGAGAAAGGAGUACAACCCCUUCGAGGAGGAAGAGGAGGGCGCGGUGGACGAAGGAGCUGAGACCAAGCAGGAAAGCCCAGCGGGCAGAAACCCCUUCGAGGAGGACGAGGACGAGAGGAACCCGUUCAAGGAGGGCACGGCUGGCACGCCUGGCACGCCGUCUGGAGCGUCCAAAAAUCCUUUCGACGACAACAACGACGAGGACGAUGCCUCGAUGGCGUGCGAAAUCAUAGAGGAGGAGCUGUUGCGGCAGCAGAUCGACAACAUCCGCGCCUACAUCUUUGACGCCAAACAGAACGGACGCGCAGACGAGGUGGAGCUGCUGUCGGAGAACCUGCGGGAGCUGCAGCGCACACUGCAAGAACAGAAGAGGAAAGCACGCUAAAAAACACCCCCCUUCCCUAUUUUUUUUUCUCUUUCUUUUUUUCCCUCUCUCACUCCUCUCUCUCUCCCUCUCCCCGGUCACUCCAUCCGUCCUGCUUUUCCGUCUCACGAGCAGUAUUUCUUAGUUUUGUCUCCCAAACAGCAGGACCGUUUGAUGUGCGUUCACUUGUGUCCUGUUUCUCUCGCCAGGAAAUUGAUCAUGAACAUCCUUAGAUGGGGAGAACUCGUACGUACAUACAUACACACACACACACACACACUCGCGCACACACACUUAGAGUUAAACUGAUGGAUAGGACUUUCAGGUUUUACAUUGAGUUCAACAUUAACAAGCACCUAGCUUAUCUGAAGUUGACUGAAACUGAAUGUGGAGAGGCCAGAUCUCCCACGGCUAUCCCCAAAUCAAGUCUCUUCCUGCUUCGUUACGGCAGACUCAAGCAACAGAAGGCUCUUCCUGAGAUACCAGUGGGCAAAAUGGACAGUCCAAACUGUGAGAAUGUAUUUAUGUGAAACUGCAGUCAGCCAACAACUUGAACAAAAUCCUUUUACUGCUUCACUGUCCAUCAUCUCUGUGGCUACCAGGGUCUCUCCAUUAGUAGCCUUGAGGGGUAAAUAUAUUUAUAUAUGCACUCUCCCCACCAUUGGUAAGAAUAUAACUUGUAAGAGAAUCUAGCUCUACUUGGUAGUAAUGUGAUUUCUGCUACACCAACCUUAAAUUGCACCAUAUCCUUUAAGUCAUAGCCUUAAUACAGAUGGUUCAGAUUGCAAAUUUGGUUCAGAUGUGUCUCACAAAAAGCAUAGUGUUCCAGUUGAACUCUGCUAGCACCUGAGGGUUUUUCAGAUCAGCACUCAGGACCGCCCUUGACCCCCUGGUUUUGAGACCCAUUCGCAACAAUUUGCCAUAAAGCACUUUCUAAAUCGCUGUAGGUCACUUCAGUUUGCAUUAUCUUUCCCCCCCAAAAAACAAAGUUAAGGCUUUGCUUAACAAAGUUAAGGUUUUGGUAAUUCCUUUUCGAUUCUGUCAAAUGUACAGUACAUAGGGUAUAUGUACUUUGUGAACUAAUGAGUGUGCAUUUUGUUACAGAUUGGUUCACAAAAAGAAAUCCAAGAUUGAAAUGUGAAAUGCGUUACUAAUAAGGCACUGCUCCUUGCAUUCACAUGGUUCCCAUGAGGCUCCUGCCAUGCAUCACUAGUCAUACGCUAACAUGCACUUAGCCUGUACCUGAACCUACACAAUGCAUUUCAUGACCCUCACUGACCUACACUUGCAGUCCACUGGGGUUGAUAUUUAGCCUUCUUCCACAAAGGAGCCAAGAACCACUCCGAACACAAGUGCUUAUUCACCCACGGUGAUGGCCAUAUCAUGCAGACACUACACCAGUCCAGUGCUAAGUAUUAUCAUAUAUACUGUCGGAAUAAAGUUUGCUCUAAUUUACAGAUUUUACUUAAGAACAUGUUGAAGUUGACAUUUUUUUUUUUGUCUCAAGCUGGAAUAGUAUUGUCUUGUCACCAGUGUACAUUAUACAGUGUUGCUUAGUGCAACUUUGGGAGUCUGCAUCCUGCACCUUCAGAACUGUGGCACACUGAGUGACUGACUUAGUAGCUUUUGGACAAUGUUGCCUGCUCUCCUGUGUUGAUGUCAGGAGUAUGUCGUAACUCUGCACUAAUAAAAUUACAUGUG